This is a messenger RNA of Charadrius vociferus (killdeer), 2032 nucleotides long. RefSeq names its product calpain 2, (m/II) large subunit (gene CAPN2). The transcript has 21 exons. The coding region runs from base 1 to 1962 and encodes 653 amino acids. Gene Ontology annotation, molecular function: calcium-dependent cysteine-type endopeptidase activity; calcium ion binding. Gene Ontology annotation, cellular component: cytoplasm. NCBI's taxonomy places the organism in Eukaryota, Metazoa, Chordata, Aves, Charadriiformes, Charadriidae. The record is from RefSeq and is a predicted model, not a curated record. Gene Ontology annotation, biological process: proteolysis.
AUGUCAAGGCACCAUGUGUCAGCAAUGACAAAAACCUUCCGAUUUGUAGUUUUCAAGGAAAACUUCCCACCACAUCUCAGCAAGUGGUACAGCUGGGAGCUGUGUUCCAGCCCCCAGUUCAUAGCUGGUGGAGCCACACGCACAGACAUCUGCCAAGGGGCCUUAGGGGACUGUUGGCUCUUGGCUGCUAUUGCCUCUCUCACCCUGAAUGAAGAAAUACUGGCCCGUGUGGUUCCCAAAGACCAGAGCUUCCAGGAUAAAUAUGCAGGAAUUUUCCACUUCCAGUUCUGGCAGUACGGGGAGUGGGUGGACGUUGUGGUGGAUGACAGGCUGCCCACCAAGAAUGGGGAGCUGCUCUUCGUGCACUCAGCGGAGGGCAGCGAGUUCUGGAGCGCGCUGCUGGAGAAGGCCUAUGCCAAGCUGAAUGGCUCGUAUGAGUCUCUCUCUGGUGGCACCACCACUGAAGGCUUUGAGGACUUCACUGGUGGAAUUGCAGAAUGGUAUGAGCUGCAGAAGGCACCACCCAACCUCUUCAAAAUCAUUCAGAAGGCACUUCAGAAAGGGUCUCUCCUUGGCUGCUCCAUCGACAUCACCAGCGCGGCAGAGACAGAGGCAGUCACUUCCCAGAAGCUGGUGAAGGGACACGCGUACUCGGUCACCGGAGCAGAGGAGGUGAACUUCCGAGGAACGCUGCAGAAGCUGAUCAGAAUCCGAAAUCCCUGGGGGGAAGUGGAGUGGACCGGAAAGUGGAACGACAACUGCCCGAACUGGAGUGGCAUUGACCCUGAGGUGCGGGAGCGGCUGACCAGGAGGCAUGAAGAUGGGGAAUUUUGGAUGGCGUUCAACGACUUCUUGAGGCAUUACUCCCGCCUGGAGAUCUGCAACCUGACUCCAGACACCCUGGCAAGUGACAGGUACAAGAAGUGGAGCCUGCUGAAGCUGGAUGGGAACUGGAGGCGAGGAGCCACUGCAGGGGGCUGCAGGAAUUACCCAAACACUUUCUGGACGAAUCCACAGUAUUUAAUCAAGCUGGAGGAAGAAGAUGAGGAUCCUGAUGAUCCUGAGGGGGGCUGCACUUUCCUCAUUGGCCUCAUUCAGAAGCAUCGGCGGAAGCAGAGGAAGAUGGGAGAGGACAUGCACACCAUCGGCUUUGCGAUUUAUGAGGUGCCCCCAGAGUUUUCUGGCCAGACGAAUAUUCAUCUGAGCAAAAACUUUUUCCUGACCAACAAAGCAAGAGAAAAAUCGAACACCUUCAUCAACCUCAGAGAAGUGCGGAACCGGUUCAAGCUCCCUGCAGGAGAAUACAUCAUCGUGCCGUCGACCUUCGAACCCAACAAGAAUGGGGAUUUCUGUCUGCGAGUCUUCUCUGAAAAAAAUGCAAACUCCACGGUUAUAGAUGAUGAAAUUGAGGCCAAUUUUGAAGAGACCGAGAUCAGUGAAGAUGACAUCGAACCCAGCUUUAAGAAGCUUUUUGGACAGCUAGCAGGAAGCGAUGCAGAGAUCUCCGCCUUUGAACUGCGAAACAUCUUGAAUAAAAUCAUGGCUAAACGCCAAGAUAUUAAAUCUGAUGGCUUUAGUAUUGAGACAUGCAAAAUAAUGGUUGACCUGUUAGAUAAUGACGGGAGUGGUAAACUGGGACUGAAGGAAUUCCACACCCUCUGGACAAAGAUUCAGAAAUACCAGAAAAUUUACAGAGAAAUUGAUGUGGAUCGAUCUGGUACCAUGAAUUCAUAUGAGAUGAGGAGAGCGCUGGAAAGAGCAGGGUUCAAAUUGAACUGCCAGUUACAUCAAGUCAUUGUGGCUCGUUUUGCUGAUGAAGACCUCAUCAUUGACUUUGAUAACUUUGUCCGGUGUUUGAUUCGGCUGGAAACGUUGUUCAAAAUGUUUAGAAAACUGGAUACUGAGAAAACUGGAACAAUAGAAUUGAACCUUGUUAAUUGGCUGUGCUUUACUGUCAUUUGAGCCGCUGGCAUCAGCUCAAGCCACCUCAAAAAGAGCAAGACCAGGUGAAGAUAAUCAAGCAAUCAUACAA